Messenger RNA from Alternaria atra, 1518 nucleotides. RefSeq lists its product as uncharacterized. NCBI's taxonomy places the organism in Eukaryota, Fungi, Ascomycota, Dothideomycetes, Pleosporales, Pleosporaceae. The record is from RefSeq and is a predicted model, not a curated record. Gene Ontology annotation, molecular function: 1-alkyl-2-acetylglycerophosphocholine esterase activity. The transcript has a single exon. Bases 1 to 1518 code for a protein of 505 amino acids.
AUGGUCUUCCGGAUGGCCCGCCUAGCACCCCCGCCCGCCCGUCUCACACCGCGGCGUCUUUUGUUCAUCGCAUCGGCAGGUGUACUUUUUGGCGUUCUCUUCUUCAGCUUGGCCCCAAUCACCUCACCACUUCCGCCUUACACAGGACCGCAUGAGGUUGGCAUACUGGAUGUUGAGACAGAGGUCCAAAAGAGAACGAUUCAUGAUGCUGUACUGAAGGCAACUGGGGAGAAGACUUUCGAACUCAAUACAUUGGCCAUCACUUUAUACUACCCAUCUUCUCUGCCUCUGGCGUCGCCUAGUCAGCGACUAUGGGCACGACCAUGGCUGCCCCAACCGGUUUCGCUCAUUGGCGAGGGAUAUGCUCGGCUUGCCGGUGUAUCGAAACUGUCUUCGGUUUUCACGUUUGCUCUCUGGCUCCUUGGUUCAAGCACGGUCAUCCCAGGUGUCGUUGAUGCACCCAUACUUUCCGGCGCUGAGCAGAUAUUGGGCGAAGAUGGCAGUGGUGCAGGCAGCUUCGGAAAGAUCAUGAGCGCAGCAGAGGAGGAGCAUCAGGAAUUGAAACGCGGUAGUGAUCUCGGGGGGUUGCCAUGCCUGGUAUUUACACAUGGAAUGGCUGGAAUGAGCCAGAGUUAUGCCCACUACCUCGGAAGUAUCGCAAGUUACGGCUAUGUUGUCGCUGCUGUCGAACACCGCGACGGAAGCGGACCCGGUACUAUCGUGCACUAUCCUGAUGGGACGGAGCGGAAAGUUUGGCACCUGAAACUCGAGGACCUUGCAGUCGACCCGCCAAUGACUGACCUAGAUCUUAAGGCUGCACAACUCAACUUCCGCGAAGCCGAGAUCAGCGAAACCAUCAAGCUCUUCGCGCAACUCAACGCUGGUGACGCACCAGUCGUGAACCUCAAGCCUGAUUCACCGCGGAACGCCCUACCUGGUUUCAAGAACCGUCUCAACUUGUCUGCAGUCACAGUCGGAGGCCACUCAUACGGCGCUACAGGCGUGAUGCAAGCACUCAAAUCUGCUGGCUCAAAGGCAAUGCCCAUCAACGGCGGCGUUGCGUUAGACCCUGGAAAGGGGUCCGGACCGCUGAACAAAGACAUCGAUGUACCAGUACUUGUAAUGCAGAGCGGUGAAUGGACAGAGAAGCAAACGGAUUUCUACGGACAGGGAUGGCACUUCAAUGUUGUGAAGGGCAUCAUCGAAAACGUGAAGGUGGGAUGGUUCAUGACCUUGAUGGGCACCGCUCAUCCGUCUUGUACCGAUGCGCCUCUGAUCGUUCCUUGGAUUAUGAAGUUAGUCACUGGUACAACGCUCAACAGCAAGGACGCGCUUCACGAGUACAUCGACACAUCGGUCGCCUUCCUAGAGUACCUGCGAACAGGUGAGAAGAAGGGCGUUCUGGAGAGCGGUGUUACAAAUGAUGAAGGACCUUUCCAUCGUGUCACACCACGUGAAACGGUCAAGGGCCCGCAUGGCGCUAACUGGGAAGUUCACGUUGUGCCUAAGGCGGAGUAG